GAGGCAGGCAGGCGAGAGCGGCGGCGGCGGCCCCUUCCACGCGCAGCGCAGCGCCCGGAGGCGGCGAAGGCGGGCAAAGCGGCCCCGGCGCGCCUGUUGCUGGGGAGGCGCGGCGAUCGCUCGGCCUCUCCGCCCGCGCCAUGUCCCGCUCCGGCCGCCCGCGCGACUACAAGUGCGGCGACCUGGUCUUCGCCAAGAUGAAGGGCUACCCGCACUGGCCCGCCCGGAUUGAUGAGAUGCCGGAAUCAGCUGUGAAAUCAGCUUCCAACAAAUACCAGGUCUUUUUCUUUGGAACUCAUGAAACGGCCUUCCUGGGUGCCAAGGACCUUUUUCCCUACGAAGAGUGCAAGGCAAAGUUUGGCAAAGCCAGCAAGCGGAAAGGGUUCAGCGAAGGCCUGUGGGAGAUCGAGAACAAUCCCACCAUCAAGGCCUCAGGGUACCAGCCCGCUCAGAAGAAGCGCCCCCUGGAGGAAGGCAAGGCCAAGGAGGAGCCGGAGGCUGGUGGGAAGGGCAGCCCGGAAGGCAGCAGCCCUGAGGAGGAGGAGGAGGAGGAGGAGGAAGAGGGGGACCUGGUGAUUGACGAGCAGGUCAGGGAGAAGAACCAGAAGGUUGCCCCCAAGAGGAGGGCCCCGGAGGCCCCGCAGGAUCCCUCCCCCAAGCGCAUGAAAGACGGGGAGGACCAGACGGAGGCAGCUGGGAAGAAGCCGGGCAGCCAGGACGCGGCCCAGAAAACCGGGAAUCCUAAGCCGGCUCUGCUGCAGCCAGGGGGCGAGGGGAAGAACGGCGGGGGUGGCAGCCCCCCCCUCGACGUGCUUGGAGGAGACGAGAGAAAGGAAAAGGCUGCCCAAGAGGAAGAGGAAGAGGAGGAAGAGGAAGAGGAAGAAGAGCAGGAAAGCAGAGAUCACGAGAAGAGCCCGUAGGCGGCCCUCUGUCUUCGGACCCAUCCGGCCUCUGGGUUUCCCUGGUGCUGCCAACCAGAUUGCAUCAUCCCCUCCUUUCCAUGUCCAGCGCUGGCGGGAAAGGAGCGCGAUCCAACAUUUCCGCCCCAGGAACAGGAAACGGUCUCUGCCCAGCCCGCCUGCAUCUCUCCUGGCCGGCCGUUUCGCCGGUGCUACGCUUUGAGCUAGUCCUAAUUUCUAGAGGGAAUAUACUGAUCGGUCACUUUGGAAUAAAACGCAGCUGGAUGCCUUUUUAAAAAAUAUAUAUAUAAACCGG
Messenger RNA from Ahaetulla prasina, 1215 nucleotides. It is a transcript of the gene HDGF, whose product is annotated as heparin binding growth factor. The record is from RefSeq and is a predicted model, not a curated record. Gene Ontology annotation, molecular function: double-stranded DNA binding; transcription coregulator activity. The coding region runs from base 141 to 920 and encodes 259 amino acids. Gene Ontology annotation, cellular component: nucleus. NCBI's taxonomy places the organism in Eukaryota, Metazoa, Chordata, Lepidosauria, Squamata, Colubridae. Gene Ontology annotation, biological process: regulation of transcription by RNA polymerase II. The transcript has 6 exons.